Molecule: messenger RNA, 2616 nt
Organism: Bursaphelenchus okinawaensis
Lineage: Eukaryota; Metazoa; Nematoda; Chromadorea; Rhabditida; Aphelenchoididae
Source: the annotation of a GenBank genome assembly
AUGUCGUGGUUAUUUGGAGUUAAGCCUCAGGCCGCGGUGCCGCCACAACAGCCAGAAGGAGCAGGUACGUUCACUGUAAUCGUUUACAAUAUUAUCGUAAAUAUUUUUUUGUUUUACUUUUUAUACAGAAAAAUAAUGUUGUUAAUAAAGUUUUUAAUUUGUUUAUAGCUCCAUCAGGGCCACCACAGCCUCAAGGUGGAGCAGCGAAAGGAGAUGGUUCUCAGUUUAACUACUCCUUCGAUUCUACUGCUUUGGAAAGAGCUGCCCGUGCCGCCAAGGAACUGGAAAGCUCCUCAAAUGCUAAACAAGCAUUGGAAUUGUCAAGACUUCAAGAAAUCACAAAACAGAAGGAAAUCGAAGUUCACCAAAAGGUAAGUUAUCCAAAACAUAUUAACCUUGCAAUUGUUACAAAAAUCUGUAAAAAUAGUUAUUACGUCAUUUUUAAGGAUAUCAAAAAGCAGCAUGUUAUUUAUAAACAUUAGUUUUUGACUAAUCAUUUAUGGUUUUUUCUGAAAUAUAAGUAAUAUAUGUUAAUACUUCAGCAAAUCGAGGCUCAAAUUGCUUCUAUGAAAGCUGAAGGAGCACGAUUAGCUGAAGAAGAACGACGAAAGACGUUACAGAAGGAAACAGAGCACGCCAAUUCUGUAAGUUAACUAUUACUUUUGUUUUCAUAUUUAGAUAGAACAGUCACACAGAUAAGUUACUUUGAAUAUACAUUUUCAGAGGGCACAAUACCAAGAUCAGCUGGCGAGAAAGCGGUCGGAAGAUGAGCUCAAGUUGAAAGCUGCGAUGCAGGAAGAACAACUGAGAAAGCAAGAAGAAUCCGUGAAGAAGCAGGAAUCUCUGAGGAAGCAGACCAUAGAACAUGAACUUCAACUCCGUCACAAACUCGAUCUGGAGAGGAUUCAAGCUGAAGUCAAGGCAAAAGCGAAGGCUGCCAGAGAGAAUAGAGAUGUCAACUUGGAGAUGAUGAAGGCUAGUGAAGAAGAACAUCGUAAAACAAUUGUGGAGCAAAUCAAGUAUGUUGUUGUAUUAUAAAUUAUGUUUUUGAAUAUAUGUUUUUAUAGGUUUCUCUAUCUCAAUUUUAUAUAGUUACAUGAAGUAAAGCACGUGCAAAAUACGGAAUAUAAAACAGGUUGCUAAAGUUGACUUUUCAGAACAAGUGGAGCGGUUAUUGGUGCCGGCCUUCAAGAGUUUGUGAAUGAUAAGACCAAAGUUGUUACAGCUGUGGGGGGAUUAACAGCCUUGGCUGUGGGAUGGUAUACGGCUAAAAGAGGAACUGGAGUAGUCGCUAAAUACGUCGAUGGCAGAUUAGGAAAACCAUCCUUGGUCAGAGAAACGUCUAGAGUAACACCAUUUGAAUUGGCCAAACAUCCAAUCAAAACGGCCAAAACCUUUUUGAAGAGAUCUGCCGAUCCAUUGGAAGGCGUGGUACUUAAUGUAGGUUAUAUUUCUAUUACCAUUUGUAUACUUGGGUGUAUAUGUAGCUGUUUCUAUUACAUUUCAUGUUAUUUAGCCUUCACUGGAGUCUCGUCUUCGUGAUGUAGCCAUAACCACGAUGCACACCAAAUCGAACAAUGGAUUGUUUCGAAACGUGCUUUUCUAUGGACCUCCAGGAACGGGUAAAACAAUGUUUGCUAAAGGGUUGGCCAAGCAUUCCGGACUGGACUAUGCCAUUAUGACUGGUGGUGAUGUGGCACCAAUGGGUAAGGAUGGUGUGUCAGCUAUCCACAAAGUAUUCGAUUGGGCAGAGGGAUCUCGUAAAGGGUAAGUUAACUUGUUUGAAUGAUUAGAUAAAGAAAGUAAUUGUUACGUUAAAAGGACGUUUAGUACUUUAAACCUUAUAAAAAUAGAUUUAAUAUUAACUAUAGGUUUUGAUGGUUUCAGUUUGGUGUUAUUUGUGGACGAAGCCGACGCUUUCCUUCGCAAAAGAUCGACUGAGCAGAUCAGUGAAGACGUCCGUGCCAUGCUGAACGCCUUCUUGUACCGUACUGGUGAACAGAGUCGUCACUUUAUGUUAAUCUUGGCCAGUAAUCAGCCAGAACAGUUCGAUUGGGCCGUCAACGACCGUUUGGAUGAACUGGUCGAAUUUGGUCUACCUGGCCAACCUGAGAGAGAACGAAUCCUACUUGAAUAUUUUAAUGAAUUCAUCUCCAAACCGGCUACUGAAGGCUCACGGAAACAACGCCUGAAGAUUGCCCAAUUUGAUUGGGUGAAGAAGAUGGAGGAGAUAUCUCACUCGACCGAAGGAAUGUCUGGUCGUGAACUGUCAAAGUUGGUGUUGGGAUGGCAAGCAAGUGCUUAUGCCUCCAAAGAUGGGUUCUUGACUGAAGAAAUCAUCGACAGAAACACGAAGGAGGCCAUCAAACAACACGGCAGGAAGAUGGAAUGGCUGGCUGUCAAGGGAAACGAAAUCGGAGCCAAAUCAUUGGUAAGUUAACAUAAUUUCUAUAAUGUAGUUAGAAGAAACGAGCUUAACGAUGUUAUAUAUGUUGAAAAAUAUAGGGAACACUAUGGUAUAAUGUAAUAUUGUCGAAUAAUGACUGAUUUCAGACUCCACCCUCACUUAAACACGAACCGAUCGAAGCUCGACUCAAGAAGGAAACCGCCGUCUGA